Messenger RNA from Cuscuta epithymum, 1185 nucleotides. NCBI's taxonomy places the organism in Eukaryota, Viridiplantae, Streptophyta, Magnoliopsida, Solanales, Convolvulaceae. The record is from the annotation of a GenBank genome assembly.
CUCAUUAUCUGGGUGCCAAAGCAUGUUGUGGUGUGGCAUCAUCGGCCUAUGCUCCUAUAAAGCGGAUCGACUAUUUCAAACAUCGCAACCCUAAAAUAAAGUCCCUUCUAUAAUGGCUGCAUUAGAGGGAGGUUCGUUGGAGUCCAGAGUUUCCACACCGGUGGAUCCUCCGCCCCAGAUGAAUCCGAAGACAGCAACAGACGGAGGAUCUGACAGUGUCUCCAACAAAGAAUCAGAUGUACUCUGCGUAGCAGGAAGAAAAUUCCGCAAAACCUGCUUCAAAGAUAAGGAAUUUCAACGACAGUACCUGCUCUUCGAAGACCAAUUCGUCCGGAGCGAGGGUUUUGAAAUAGACUGGGAUAAAUUUGACUACUUGUUCAGUUGUCUUGAUGUGGCUUGGUCGGCACCUCUCGCUGAAGACAUGACCAAUGAGGAGUUGGUCCACAGCCUGACACUCCAUGCCAUUAAAAUGCACAAUGAAGAGAAUGGAGCCAAUGUGGAGUUUGUUAAGCAUGUGAAAGCUAAUUUCUGGUGUUGUGCUGGUCAUUGCUUUUGGAUUACAUUUUUUGCAAGGGAUUUGUCAUCAAAUUCAGACCCAAAACUUUACCAAACUAAGGUGUGGAGAUUUAUGGGUAAGAUUGAGGUUUGUAUAUUCAGGGAAAGGCCCACAGACGAAGAAAUUGCUUCUGUGCACGUGGAGAUUAACGAAUAUGAGUGCUUCAAGUGAGCUAGGUAUUGUUUCUUGUUUCAAGAAUACUGAGAUGUUGGAUGUGUUGGGGUGGGGGCAUCAGACAAUCUUCUGCAUUAUUGAAUAUCUGCCGCUUAAGGAAAGACAUGAUAGGCUAACUUAAUGUUUUUGUAAUCUUUGAUGCAUAAUAAAUAUAGGUAAAUCCAAGCAUUGUCACGUUGACUGGGCUGAAGAGGCCAGAACCUGUAGAAGUUGAUUGCUAAUGGAGUAAUGGUGUUAAAGGCUGUAAUAUUAAUAAUUAUUAUUGUUAUAAUUAUUAUAAUCAUAAUUAUGUUACAUUAGUUAUCUAACGCUCCGCCACUGGAAGAAAUCAGUUACAUCUUGUGCUCUGACAGAAUAUAGGGCAUUUUUAAUUCCACGAGAAAUAAGAUACUCCUGUGUCCUUUAUACACUCUAACCGGAGGAUCGCAUAUCGAAGAUACGACUUGACUUUGGCA